Messenger RNA from Nicotiana attenuata, 618 nucleotides. RefSeq lists its product as uncharacterized. Lineage: Eukaryota; Viridiplantae; Streptophyta; Magnoliopsida; Solanales; Solanaceae. Bases 1 to 618 code for a protein of 205 amino acids. The record is from RefSeq and is a predicted model, not a curated record. The transcript has 2 exons.
AUGGAAUGCAUCAAAACAGUUAACUAUACUGUCCUUGUAAGGCAAGGAGACCCUAUCUCUCCUUUCGUAUUUGCUAUUGUGAUGGAAUACUUGAGUAGAUCUCUCAAUGAACUGAAGAAGGAGACUACCUUUCAAUACCAUCCCAGAUGCAGGAAGUUAGGUAUAACUCAUAUGAGUUUUGCUGAUGACCUGCUAUUGUUUGCCAAAGGUGAUCUGUCUUCAAUAGUUACAAUGUACAACUAUUUUUCUCAAUUCUCUGAGGCUUCAGGAUUACAAGCCAACUUAGGCAAAAGUUUAGUUUACUUUGGUGGAGUAAAGCUAGAAGCUCAGUUGUUCAUUUUACCUGUUAAGGUUCUGAAGAUGAUUGAGGCUCUUUGCAGAAGUUAUGUUUGGUCAGGCAGUAAUACUAUUACUAAGAAGGCUUUUGUAUCUUGGGAGAAGAUGUGUACUCCUAAAUCUGUUGAUGGCUUGAAUCUCAUAAAUUUAUCUCUGUGGAACAAGGCUGCAAUUGCUAAGAUAUACUGGGGUUUAGCUCAUAAAGAGGAUAAACUAUGGAUUCGAUGGAUUAAUGCCUACUACAUCAAGCAGCAACAGUUACAGCACAUGCCAAUUCCAUAA